AUGCCGCUAGGCGCUGAGGAAAGCCCAGGACUGCCCUCACCAGGCGGAGAAUCCUCCAGCUGCGCCCUGCGGAGAGGAGGGGAGAGGCGGGGCGGCAGUGGGGCGCUUGGUGGGCCGGCCGGUGACGGCGUCUCUCCCCACAUUUCCUCCCUUCCCGUGCAGGUCUCCCCAUUGCCGCAGCCCAGCCAGCGCCACAAGCAGCCCUCCACGGCUGGUCCCUGUGCGAUGGAGGACUUUGGAUACUACAACGGGUCGCUGGCUGUGACGGUCUCUGGGUCGGAGUGCUUAAGCUGGUCAGACUUCCCUGAAUACAUGCAGCAGUAUCCAAACCGGGGGCUCGGGAAUCACAAUUUCUGCAGGAAUCCAGAUGGCGGGGGGACGCCCUGGUGCUUUUACCUGCUCUCCUCUGGAGCGAUUGGCUGGGCCACCUGCGACUGCAGCCAGGGGGCUGUGCGGCUGGUGGAGGGUGGCCGGGUGGAAGUGCGCCUCGGCGGACUGUGGGGCGCUGUCUGUGGGGAUCGCUGGACAGACGCAGACGCCAGCGUGGUCUGCAGGCAGCUGGGGCUCAGUGAAAUUGGUGCAGCCGGGAAGGAGUGCUGCACUGGGCUGGGACCAGCACAUGUCCACCUGCAGUCCGCAAACUGCCACGGGGAUGAGAAGAUGCUGCUGCAGUGCCGUUACCUCGAGGGGCCCAGCCCCUGCGCCCACGGAGCCGCGGUGGCAACAUGUGGCCCACCUGAAGGUGUGGGGUCUCCACUUCGUCUGGUGGGGGGUGAGCAGAGCUUUGAGGGUCGAGUGGAAGUCUACCAUGAUGGCCGCUGGGGCACCAUCUGCGACGACCAGUGGGACGACCGAGACGCCGAGGUGGUUUGCAGACAGCUGGGCCUCAGCGGCACGGCAAAGGCUGCCUCGUGGGCGCACUUUGGGCAGGGCGCAGGCCCAGUCCUCCUGGACGAAGUGCAGUGCUCGGGCAACGAGCUCUCGCUGGACCAGUGUGAGAAGAAUGGCUGGGGGGAGCACAACUGUGACCACACUGAGGAUGCGGGGGUCACCUGCGGCCCCUCUGCAGAAGGUGCCAUCCGGCUGGCAGGAGGCCGGAGCCCGAACGAAGGCAGGGUGGAGGUGUACCAUAAUGGCGUCUGGGGGCGUGUGUGUGAUGAUGGCUGGACAGGGAUCAACACCCAGGUGGCUUGCAGACAGCUGGGUUUCAGGGGUCCUGCUGGGCUGGCGGCGGAGGGGCAGUUUGCAUCCGGCCCGGCCCUCAUCCUGCUGGACGACGUGGCCUGCACUGGCACGGAGGCGUCGCUGCUCGACUGUCCCCACAGUGACUGGGGCCAGCACGACUGCUCGCACGAGGAGGAUGUGGGGCUCCGCUGCUCCGCCCCAGAGAGCAACGUGAUUGCUGGGGAAGCGGCAGGGAUCCCUGUGCGGCUGGUGGACGGGAAGAGUGCCCAAGAGGGGCGUGCUGAGGUUUUUCUGAGUGGGCAGUGGGGCAGCAUCUGCGGUGAUGGCUGGACAGAUGGCGAUGCGGCCGUGGUCUGCAGGCAGCUGGGUUACAGUGGUGCUGCGAAGGCCAGGACCACGGCUCGCUGGGGCAAAGGACACACGCCCGCUCACCUGGCCAAGGUGGAGUGCCGUGGCACUGAAGGCACUUUGCGGGAGUGCGCUGUCCGGGAAAGCCGUGCACACAGCUGCUGGCGUGGCAAAGAAGCCGGAGUGAUCUGUGACUUUGUGGAGGAGGAGAUCCAGGCAAUCGGAAAUCCAGAUGCAGCGCUCAGCAUGUGCGGGCUGCAGUUGCUUCACUACCGCAAGAAAAGGAUAAUCGGAGGAAACAAAUCGCAAAGGGGUGGGUGGCCGUGGCAGCUCUCGCUGCGCCUGAGGGGCUUCCACAGAGAGGCCCGCCUGCUGUGUGGAGCCACGCUGAUCGGCAGCUGCUGGGCGCUGACGGCCGCACACUGCUUCAAACGGUUUGGCGUGGACGUGCGGCGCUACCUCCUGCGCGUGGGAGACCACCACACGGGCGCGAGGGACGAGUUCGAGCGGGAGCUGCCCCUGGAGAAGAUCAUCCUCCACAGGAACUAUCAGUCCAGCGGCAACGACAACGACAUCGCCCUGAUCAGAAUGCAGGGCAGAGACGGCGACUGCCUCUCCUUCAGCCGGCACGUCCUUCCCGUCUGCCUGCCCGGGAGGAAAGAGAGGGCGGCCGUGAACAGAGGGGCCUGCUUCAUAUCUGGCUGGGGGGACACAGGAAGGUCGUAUUCAAGGAUACUGCUGCAGGGUUCCGUUCCCCUGCUUCCACGUCAGGUGUGCAAGUCCCGUUACGGAAGGAAAUUCACGAGUCGCAUGCUCUGUGCUGGAAACCUUUCGGAAGAGAACCGGGUGGACAGCUGCCAGGGAGACAGCGGGGGUCCACUGAUGUGUCAGAGGUCAAGUGGGCACUGGGUAAUUCUAGGGAUCACUUCCUGGGGCUAUGGGUGUGGACGGAAAGAUUCCCCCGGAGUUUACACAAAAGUCAGCAAGUUUGUGCCCUGGAUCAAGAAGGUGGCCAGACCGAUAGGAGAGGGUCCAGCCCAGAGGUGAGCUCCUGUUGCCUCGCCCGGCAGCGCUGGGCACCCUGAGGUCCGCCUUCAGCCGUCCCUUUGUGAGCAUCCACUGCCUACAUUCGUACCCGAGGAAGAGUUGCUUGUAAAUAAGCAGACUUGGGCCUCCUGGUGGGAAUGGGCCAGUGAGGAAACCCCCGUGCUUGGUGU
Messenger RNA from Varanus komodoensis (Komodo dragon), 2750 nucleotides. Its product is annotated as neurotrypsin-like. Lineage: Eukaryota; Metazoa; Chordata; Lepidosauria; Squamata; Varanidae. Gene Ontology annotation, cellular component: membrane. The coding region runs from base 1 to 2580 and encodes 859 amino acids. The transcript is spliced from 15 exons. The record is from RefSeq and is a predicted model, not a curated record. Gene Ontology annotation, molecular function: serine-type endopeptidase activity. Gene Ontology annotation, biological process: proteolysis.